AUGGUUCGUGCGAGCUUCACAGAGGGCUCGGCGACGGCGGAGAGAGCGGGCGGGGAUGGGGGGGAGGGCGGGGCUGGUGUGCGGGGAGGCGGAAGCGACGGUGUGGUUGCCGGGGGUGGCGGAGCGGCGGGAGCGGGUGACGGAGGCGGAGGGGGGAGCGGGCGCGGGGACGAGGAGCUGCUGUGCCCCAACUGCCGCGCGCCCCUCUCGCUCCUCUCUUUCCCCGCGCUUGCCUUCCCCCAUUCCCCCUCCUCCCCGUCCGCGUCCGCGCUAUCUCCGCCCAUGUCCGCGGCGGAGGCGCGCACGAGCGGGCGCGCGGUGCUGUUCUGCCGCCAAUGCCAGCGAUUCACCGACAGGCCGGUGGCGAGAGGGACAGGGGAGGCGGAGAAUGGGCGGAAGGGGAAAGAAGAGGGGCAGCCGCAGGUGACGGCGGAAGGGCAGUGCGCAAGCGGGGGGAAGGGGGAAGGAUUGGGGAAGGGCAAGGCCGGGGGGGGGGGCGCGAGAGUGGGGGAGUUUGUGGAGGCGGACUGGUAUGAAGCGGACUGGAAACAUGUCUCCCCCCUUUCCGCCGUCACUCCCCCCGAGCCCCCCGCCUCUGACGCGUGGCAGUGGUCCCGCUUUGGGCGGCAACUUAGCCGCCAAGACGGCCGCCCGGGCGGCAGGUCUGCGCGCAGCGAGCUGGACGGGAUGAUGGGCGGGGCGAGCGGGGGGGAAGGGGGGAGCGCGCGGAGGGAUGCGCGGGAGGAGUAUGUGAAUCGGUUCAAGGCGAAUCCCCCCCGCGCCUGGCGCGGGUGCGGGGGAGAAGCGGGGGAGGGGGCAGCAGAGCGGGGGAGGGGAGGGGAGGGAGGGGCGGGAAGGGCGGGAAGGGCGAGAGGGGAGGGAGGGGCAUGUGCCGUGUUUUGGGGCGGCAGGGGGAGGGGAGGACGGGACAGAGCACAACUGGGGAGGGGCGAAUCUGGGGAGAAUCUGCCCACGCCCAAGCAGAUCCGGGCAGCUCUGGAUGAAUUUGUGAUCGGGCAGGAUAAUGCGAAAAAGGUUUUGGCAGUGGCAGUUUACAAUCACUACAAGCGCAUCUUUCUUGAAAACCAGAAGCGGGAAAGACUUGCCAACCUGCCAGAGGGGGCGUGCGAGAACCUGGUGGGGGGCGGUGAGGAGGACGAGGUGGAGGUGGAGAAGAGCAACGUGCUGCUGAUGGGCCCCACGGGUUCAGGCAAGACCCUACUGGCCAAGACUCUGGCUCGGUUUGUCAACGUGCCAUUCGCCAUUGCUGAUGCCACCACUCUCACUCAGGCUGGUUAUGUGGGAGAGGACGUGGAGAUGAUUCUCUAUAAGCUGCUGCAGGCGGGGUAUGUGGGAGAGGACGUGGAGAUGAUUCUCUAUAAGCUGCUGCAGAGCGCCAAUUUCAGUGUGUCAGCAGCGCAGCAGGGCAUCGUGUAUAUCGACGAGAUCGACAAGCUUACCAAGAAGGCAGAGGGCAUCACGAGCACACGGGACGUGUCAGGGGAGGGCGUGCAGCAGGCGCUUUUGAGGAUGCUUGAGGGCGCUGUGAUCAAUGUGCCAGAGAAAACAGGGAGGAAGAAUCCAAGAGGCGAGUUCAUACAGCUGGACACACAGAACAUUCUCUUCAUCUGUGGAGGGGCAUUCGUGGAUCUGGAAAAGACGAUUGCAGAGAGGAAGCACAAGUCAUCCAUCGGCUUCGGGGCCCCCGUGCGCGCAUCGCUGCGCAACCGAUCGGUGCUUGACGCCCGCACUGCCGGCUCGCUGCUGCAAUCGGCAGAGAGCACGGAUCUGAUAGCCUAUGGGCUCAUCCCUGAGUUUGUGGGGCGAUUCCCCGUGCUGGUGGGGCUGCAUGCGCUCACAGAGGAGCAACUCGUGCAGGUUCUCUUAAAGCCCAAGAACGCCCUCAGCAAGCAAUUCGCCAAGCUAUUGGCCAUGAACAACGCCCGCUUGCACAUGACGGAGGGGGCAGUGAGGGCCAUAGCGCGCAGAGCAGCAGCGCGAAACACGGGGGCCAGGGGGCUGCGAUCGCUGCUGGAGGGGCUGCUCACCGAGGCUAUGUACGAGGUCCCCAGCAAUCUGGUGGAAGCAGUGGUGCUGGACGAGGCAUCGGUGGGGCACGAGGGGGAGGAAGGGGAAGAGGGCAAGCCGGUCCCCAGCAGUCUAGUGAAGGCAGUUGUGUUGGACAAGGCAUCGGUGGGGCACGAGGGGGAGGAGGGGGGCGACGGGGUCCCCAGCUCUCUGGUGGAAGCAGUGGUGCUGGACGAGGCAUCGGUGGGGCACGAGGGGGAGGAGGGCGAGGACGGGGUACCGGGGUGUGGGGCCCACAUACUGCAAGGGGAGGGCUCGUGGGAGCGGUGGUUGCAGGAUAACGAGGGGGGAGGAGAGAAGGCGGGAGGGAAGGGAGAGGAGGGCCAAGGGGGAGGAAGCAAGGGAGGCUCAUCUGGGGGAGGUGGAAGUGAUGAGGAAUCGGAUGCAGCUCCUGCUCUUGCCACAGCCACUGCAGCUUGA
Messenger RNA from Closterium sp. NIES-65, 2508 nucleotides. The record is from the annotation of a GenBank genome assembly. NCBI's taxonomy places the organism in Eukaryota, Viridiplantae, Streptophyta, Zygnematophyceae, Desmidiales, Closteriaceae.